AUGGCGGGUUUAGGAGCUACUGCUGCUACUUCAGUCAAGAUGAUACUGAUGACUUUUGGUGGAGCCAUCGCUGUUGUAUCAUGCAUUAUAGCUAUGGCCAUUUUCAGUAUUAUUCCAACUUUCACUUCUAAUCAUGCUACUGAAGGAUAUGGAGAGGAAUACAGAUGCCCAGCUAUAAUGCUCAAGUCCAUAUAUACGACAACUACAACGGAUAGUUUUGUGAAUGGAAGUAUUGCUGAUAAUCCAUCAUUAUCCACUCUUUCCACUUCGGCAUAUAAAUCACUUACAUCACAAAGCAAUGUUUAUGGGUGUAUCGUAGAGAAUAUGCGUGGAUGGAUGGGAAGUAAUGACAGUACUACCACUUCAAGACGUCGUCGACGCGCAACUACAAUGGGAUUAUACAGUAUUGGCGAUAUGAGAAUUUUUUACUCGACUCCAUGCUCUAAACAAAGUGAUGUAGGUAAAUACUCCAAUGCAACUAGUAUCAGCGGCUGUGUUAAAGCUCGUUUAACCGCGGCCAAUUCAAUAUUUACGAAAUCAGGAGCUCUCACUGAAUGGACUCCAGUGCCUAACUCACUUGUUUAUUCUAUUGUCAACUCCGCAUUAACAGCCUAUGAUUCAUUAAGUAUAACAAGAAUUUUUGGAGUUCGCCCAAGCAAUGCUGCUUCAAUAGCCAAUAGUUUCACUGUUCCCGUUCCCGCUGCCACCCAAAGUGCCAUCCUUGCCGGUUGCGUUUAUGAAGGACAAUUAUCACACUCUGCAAUAGCCGCCAUUAUUGCAUCUCAAUAUACAGAAUCAACUACUUUACCUACCGCUACAACAGUUAGUGGUUAA
Molecule: messenger RNA, 834 nt
Organism: Adineta steineri
Lineage: Eukaryota; Metazoa; Rotifera; Eurotatoria; Adinetida; Adinetidae
Source: the annotation of a GenBank genome assembly